Molecule: messenger RNA, 2666 nt
Organism: Chenopodium quinoa (quinoa)
Lineage: Eukaryota; Viridiplantae; Streptophyta; Magnoliopsida; Caryophyllales; Amaranthaceae
Exons: 9
Coding region: 361-2430 (689 amino acids)
Molecular function (GO): protein binding; DNA binding
Source: RefSeq, a predicted model, not a curated record
GGAAUAAUUCAAAGAAUAAAAAAUCGAUGAAUAGGACAAGUAUUGCAAUUAUUUAGAAACGGAAAAAUACAACAUAAUUAUACGGAAUAAUCAGAAAGCAUCUUCCCUCUCUCUCUUUCUCUCUCCCACUCUCUCAGUCUACCAUUGAAGCGCGCACUCCACGUUCUCCAUUGAAGCGACUCCUGGCAUUUCUUUCCUCCAUUGAAGCAUUUUUCGAGAACCUUUUAAUGUUAGGAUGGAAGUCAUGGAACUAUAAACUUGGACCUUGUCGCCAUUGGCUCAGGGUCGGGCCUGACUGAACCCAUGCAAGAGCUUCAAUGAGUUCUGUCUAUCUAAUUCCUUAAAUGACGCUAGGGAGAAAUGGACGCCUACUGUGAACCAACGUCAUUUUUCUGGGUUGAAGAAAGUAAGGGGCAAGCUUCUACUCCAAGACCAAGAAAGAAGGUAAAAAGGAAGAAGGAAUACGUGGGUUGGGGUUCAAGGGAGUUGAUUGCAUUUCUUGAAUCAAUGGGCAAGGAUUGCGCCAAAGCGCUUUCCCAAUAUGAUGUCACCAAUAUAAUUAAUCUUUAUAUUAAUGAUAAAAAGCUUGUUCACCCAGAAAAUAAAAGGAGAGUUGUGUGUGAUGAAAAGCUGUUUCCUCUCUUUGAAAAGAAGACCAUCUUCCGGAAUAAGAUACAUGAUUUAUUGGAGUCACACUUCGCCGAGAAUCAAGAAGAUUCAGAUGACGAUAAUCUUGGCAGCUCUGAUGAAAUUGAUGAAAAUGGUUAUUCUGUCCCUAAAAAGCUGAAAAUUUUGACAACUCAGUCUAAGAAAAAGGCUCCAGAAGUCUCGAAAAGCUGCUUAGCAGCUAUCAAUUCUGAUAAUAUCAAGCUCUUGUAUCUGAGAAAGAGUUUGGUUCAAGAGCUGCUCAACAACCCAGAAACAUUUGAAACUAAAGUAGUUGGGAGUUUUGUUCGGGUAAAAUCUGACCCACAUGAUAUUUUCCAAAAAAACUCUCAUCAGCUUCAACUUGUCACAGGUGUCAAGGAAGAUACUCCAGCUGGUGAAACAAAGCCCUCUAUGCUUCUGCAAAUUUUAGGCAUGACAGAUGUCAUAAGCAUAUCUGAACUUUCAGAUGACAUUUUUUCAGAGGAAGAAAUUGAGGAAUUGCGUAGUAGAGUUAAAGACGGUUUACUGAAGCAGCCUACCAUUGGUGAACUUGAACAAAAAGUAGUUGUUCUGCACGAGGACAUAACUAAACAUUGGCUUGCAAAAGAACUUGUACUUCUCAAGAAUCUUAUAGAUCGUGCAAAUGAGAAGGGAUGGCGUCACAGAGUGAGAGAGUACUUGGACAGAAGGAAGCUGCUUCAGUCACCUGAUGAACAAUCACGCCUGCUCAAUGAGAUUCCAAAGGUGAUGGCAGAAGAAGUUAAACCAGAAUUAGUUUCUGAACCUGCUCCUGAUGAUUCGCCAAAAGCUGCUGACUGGGACUGGGAACCUUUUAAUUUCUCAUCAACUAAAAAAGAUGUGACAAAGCCAGAAGUCUUAAUUAAUCAGAAUGGUCCAGCAGCGGCUGUGGCAGCUGAAGUCAGCACAAGAAGCAAUGGUGAUGCACAUACUUAUAGCCCUGAAGAAAGAUGCCAGCUUGGAACUGGCUCUUUGGCAUCAGUAAUAAACUUAUCUGCUCAAUCCUUAGAACCGAAGGAAAGAGAAGCUCCUAAAGUAGAAGCAGUUAAUGUCAAAGGCAAUGGCAAUGGCAAUGGUUACAUAGAGUUCUCAAACUUAAAUCACCUAGGCAUCCCCAAUGGGACAAAGCAAGAAAGCAAUGGUCAUAUACAGCUCCCGAACUCAAAAGAAUUGAAAACGAUUCAACCAGUGGUAAUUGAUUUGAGUGAUAGUGACGAAGAGCAAGAAAAUCCUAGUGUUGGGACCCAAAUUCCAAGACAACGAGAAAAUCCUGGUGUUGGUGCCCGAAUUCCAAGACCACAAGAAAAUCCUGGUGGUGGUACCCAAAUUCCAAGACAACGAGAAAAUCCUGGUGUUGGUGCCCGAAUUCCAAGACCACAAGAAAAUCCUGGUGGUGGUACCCGAAUUCCAAGACCACAAGAAAAUCCUGGUGUUGGUGCCCGAAUUCCUAGACCACAAGAAAAUCCUGGUGUUGGUGCCCGAAUUCUAAGGCCACAAGAAAAUCCUGGUAUCGGUACCCAAAUUCCAAGACCUCAAGAAAACCCUGGUGUUGGGACCGAAAUUCCAAAACCUCAUGCGGAGCAGUCAUUGUGGCAUUACUUGGAUCCUCUAGGAAGAGUCCAGGGACCAUUCUCCUUAAUAUCCUUAAAGCGGUGGAGUGAUGCAAACUAUUUCCGACCUGAUUUUAAAGUUUGGGCAAAUGGACAGGGCCCUCAGCAAGCAGUUCCAUUGACCCUUGUUCUUCGGCAUAUUUUCCCAAAUUGAUUAAGGAUUGUGUACAUACAAUGCUGUCCAGAGCAAUUUUUUCCAACUGUAACUUUAUGUAAAGAUUGCACAAGUUUUUAGGUCUAGGCCUUUCUGUAUGAACGAACCUCAGUUAUAGUUUUUUGAGAUGAACAAUUUUUGGGCUGAUGUGUCUUAUUCAGUUCAUGUUACAUCUCAUAGUACCAGACUAUCAACUCUUGAUAUGAAAUAAAUGGUUGGUUCUUUUUUCUCUCACA